Enhydra lutris kenyoni (northern sea otter) is the source of this 595-nucleotide messenger RNA. RefSeq names its product epiregulin. The record is from RefSeq and is a predicted model, not a curated record. The transcript has 4 exons. Bases 113 to 445 code for a protein of 110 amino acids. Gene Ontology annotation, biological process: epidermal growth factor receptor signaling pathway; positive regulation of cell population proliferation; positive regulation of mitotic nuclear division. Lineage: Eukaryota; Metazoa; Chordata; Mammalia; Carnivora; Mustelidae.
AGGUCUCCAUCUUCUCCAAGCAGUUCUGGGCACCACGGUGAUUCCUUCCUGCAUCCCGGGAGAAUCUGAAGAUAACUGCACAGCAUUAGUUCAUGUAGAAGACAACCCACGUAUGGCUCAAGUGUCAAUAACUAAGUGUGACUCCGACAUGAACGGCUACUGUUUGCAUGGACAGUGCAUCUACCUGGUGGACAUGGGUCAGAAUUACUGCAGGUGUGAAGUGGGGUACACUGGUGUCCGAUGCGAGCACUUCUUUUUAACCGUCCAAAAGCCCUUGAGCAAAGAAUACGUGGUGUUGACUGUGAUUCUCAUUAUCUUGUUUCUUGUCAUAGUCGCCGGUUCCAUCUACUACUUCUGCAGAUGGUACAGAAAUCGGAAAAGUAAAGAACCCAAGAAAGAAUACGAAAGGGUGACUUCAAGGGAUCCAGCAUUGUCACAAGUCUGAAUGAGGCCAUUAAGCUAGGGACAGGGAGUCACAGCAUGGCUAGUAAUGUUACUAUUCCUAUUUUAUUAAUAAUAUUUAUGUUGGAUCACAUGUUAAGUCGACAAUGAUGCAUUUUUAAUAUACUUGUAUUUUUUUAUUUUUGUUUUAUUU